UUUCACGUUCUCCCGAUCUCACAAGCCUGUGGGUCGCUCGGAACUGAAAUUCUUAUUAUCCAGAAUGGAGAAUCGCCCCAGAAUCGGAUUCUUCUCCAAGCAAUCGGAGCUGAUGAAAAUGCUGCCCGAGAUUCCCAAGCUGCGCAACAUCUUCGAUCUGUUCGUGGUCGAUGAAUGUGACCAGGUGGCUGGCGGAGCAGAUCUGGCGGCCCACACAUGCUUGGAUCUUGGCGUCGGCAUACGGAUGACGGAUGUGGCGGACUGCCUGCGCACCAUGGGCCUGAAUCCCAGUGACGACGUGCUGCAGCAGCGACUGGAUGAGCAUGUGCGUCGGCGCGAGGCGAUAGGGAUGGGGAUGAAGAAGAUCGCACAGAGCGCCACCUUCGAGCUGGUGCUCACGCUGUACUGCCAGCUGGCGGAGCAGGAGGUGGAGGAGGUGGCCAACGGAUCCACCGUCGCGAAUGUGCUGCGCGUGCUGCGCAGCCGCGAUCCCGAGGGCACCGGCAUGUUGCCCUACAGCCAGCUGCGCCGCCUGCUGACCACCAUGGGCAACCGGCUGGACGAGACGGAGGCCUACGGCGUGCUCCACCGCGCCGCGGACGUUGACGGCAAUGUGCACUACGAGCACCUGGUCAACCAGCUGUUCGCCACGGAUCCGCUGACGGAGGAGCGGCUUCAGCAGGCGCAGCUCUACCUGCAGGCCGUCGGACGCAAUGCCAUCGACAUGGACAUGGACAAGCGGGACGAGUUCAUCGACGCCAUCCGGCGGGCGGAUCCCGCGCGCUCCGGCUACAUCGAGCCGCAGCGCCUGCUCGAGCUGCUCAAUCGCAACGGGGAGCAGUUCACCGGCGUGGAGCUGCAGCUGCUCAUCCAGGGAAUGGAGGACACACGGUGCGAGCGGGGCAUCAACUACUGCCGCUUCCUGCAGUUCAUCAUGAACGAGUAGUGGCGCCAGUGCCGUUGCAUGGAAUUCGCCAUCGUUUUAUAAAUUCACUGUGAAAACUUAAAUCGAAAUUACAUUAAAUAAAACCGCACCCGUUUCGGGCGGAAGUGUG
Messenger RNA from Drosophila mauritiana, 1055 nucleotides. RefSeq lists its product as uncharacterized. Gene Ontology annotation, cellular component: myosin II complex. Gene Ontology annotation, molecular function: myosin heavy chain binding. The record is from RefSeq and is a predicted model, not a curated record. The coding region runs from base 65 to 946 and encodes 293 amino acids. NCBI's taxonomy places the organism in Eukaryota, Metazoa, Arthropoda, Insecta, Diptera, Drosophilidae. The transcript is spliced from 2 exons.